Molecule: messenger RNA, 4797 nt
Organism: Neodiprion fabricii
Lineage: Eukaryota; Metazoa; Arthropoda; Insecta; Hymenoptera; Diprionidae
Gene: Khc
Product: kinesin heavy chain
Exons: 14
Coding region: 423-3395 (990 amino acids)
Biological process (GO): microtubule-based movement
Molecular function (GO): ATP binding; microtubule binding; microtubule motor activity
Source: RefSeq, a predicted model, not a curated record
UCGAGAAGAGGCAGGCUGGCAGGUCGCGCAUGGCUGCCCGCGGCUCCGUCACGUCGGAGGCUCCCUUCAUUUUUCCUUACUUUUUCACGGCGAGCGUUACUUCCUCGUAAUUAUUUGUCAGUACAGUUAUUCGGGCGUUAUACGGGUGCGGAUACACACGUAGAGCCUGUCGCGACCUUACGACAGUCUAGCCGAGGUGUUAAAAUAAUUUCGCGAAGUAUUCCUUUCCUUAUUUCUACGAAAUCGUCACCAGCUACCCACAUACAUGUCGGCCAUUUUGCUGAACACAGGCCGUGAUCUGACAGCGGUGUCUUAAUGCAGUUUCCGCAGUCAUUCCCCAACUUGUGCGAGGUUUUGGAGCACCUAAUUAAAUUAACUAAGUGCAAUUCUUACCGUGUAGAUUAUUAAUAUUAUAAACAACGAUGGCCACCGAUCAGCCGAGGGAGCGAGAAAUCGCUGCCGAAGACAGCAUUAAAGUUGUGUGCCGUUUUCGACCGCUCAAUGACUCCGAAGAAAAGGCUGGGUCGAAAUUCGUUGUCAAAUUUCCAUCCGGCGGAGAGGAAAACUGUAUUUCGAUUGGGGGUAAAGUCUACCUUUUUGACAAAGUAUUCAAACCAAAUGCAACGCAGGAGAAAGUUUAUAAUGAGGCUGCAAAGUCGAUUGUCUCCGAUGUCCUGGCCGGAUAUAACGGGACAAUUUUUGCUUAUGGGCAAACAUCAUCAGGAAAAACCCACACAAUGGAGGGAGUCAUCGGCGAUCCAAACAAACAGGGCAUUAUUCCUCGCAUUGUUAAUGAUAUAUUCAAUCAUAUUUAUGCUAUGGAAGAAAAUCUUGAAUUUCAUAUUAAGGUCUCAUAUUUUGAAAUCUAUAUGGACAAGAUUCGAGAUCUUUUAGAUGUUUCUAAGGUGAACCUUAGUGUUCAUGAAGACAAAAAUCGUGUACCUUUUGUGAAAGGAGCAACUGAAAGAUUUGUUUCAAGUCCCGAAGAAGUAUUUGAAGUUAUUGAAGAGGGAAAAUCGAAUCGGCACAUAGCUGUGACAAACAUGAAUGAACACAGUUCCAGAUCACAUUCCGUUUUCCUAAUAAACGUAAAGCAGGAGAACCUGGAAAAUCAAAAAAAACUUUCCGGCAAAUUGUACCUUGUCGAUCUUGCUGGAUCUGAAAAAGUCUCUAAAACUGGUGCUGAAGGUACCGUACUAGACGAAGCAAAGAAUAUUAACAAAUCACUAUCUGCUUUGGGUAAUGUCAUUUCCGCUCUUGCUGAUGGCAACAAAACGCACAUCCCUUACCGAGAUUCGAAGUUAACAAGAAUCUUACAAGAAUCUUUGGGAGGCAAUGCCCGAACUACCAUUAUUAUCUGCUGUUCCCCUGCCAGCUUUAACGAAUCAGAAACCAAGUCUACGUUAGACUUUGGUAAACGUGCAAAGACUAUCAAGAAUGUUGUUUGCGUUAAUGAGGAACUGACUGCUGAAGAAUGGAAACGACGAUACGAACGUGAGAAGGAAAAGACGGCAAGACUUAAGGGAAAAGUGGAGAAAUUAGAAGCCGAACUGUCCAGAUGGCGACAGGGUGAAACUGUAAAGGUCGAAGAACAAGUCAGUCUUGUCGAAGGUCCUGAUGUUACCACACCAGUCGCUCCAAUUAUUGAAACCAAAAUUGACGAUGGUCCUGUGCCAGCAACUCCUGGUGGCGGUUUAAUGGUUGGAUCGUUAUCUAAUGAGGAGCGACAGAAGCUAGAGGAAGAGCGUGAAAGAUUGUACCAGCAGUUAGAUGACAAAGAUGAAGAAAUAAAUCAGCAUUCGCAGUAUGUUGAGAAGCUGAAGGAGCAAAUGGAAGAACAGGAAGAGUUAAUUGCCUGCACCAGACGUGAUUAUGAGCAACUUCAGCAGGAAAUGAACAGAAUCCAACAAGAAAAUGAAAGUGCCAAAGAAGAGGUGAAAGAAGUCCUUCAAGCUCUUGAGGAAUUAGCUGUUAAUUACGACCAAAAAUCUCAGGAGGUCGAAACGAAGAAUAAAGAGCAUGAAGCUUUGUCAGAAGAGCUUCUUGCCAAACAGGCAGCUUUGAACACAACUGCUUCGGAGUUACAACAACUAAGAGACAUGUCGGCUCACCAACGUAAACGUAUCACAGAGAUGCUAGCCAACCUUCUAAAAGACUUGGGAGAAAUUGGUGUAGCUAUUGGUGGUGAUGAAAAUCUUAAGGUUACUCCAGAUAGCAAUGGUAAGCUAGAAGAAGAAUUUACGGUAGCUAGAGUGUACAUCAGCAAAAUGAAAUCCGAGGUUAAGAAUUUAGUCCAACGUUGCCAAGGUCUUGAAAGUUUCCAAACCGAUUGCAACAAAAAAGUUUCGGACUACGAAAAAGACUUGGGUGAGUGCCGACUAUUGAUAUCUCAACAUGAGGCUCGAAUGCAGACACUUACGGAAUCGAUGAAAGAAGCUGAUGCCCGUAAACGUGCCUUGGAAGAAGAUGUUGAUGCAUUACGUGAGGAAUGUGCUAAGCUCAAGGCUGCUGAACAGGUGCAAGCAGUCAGCAAUAAAGAAAAGGCAGAAGAACAGGAAGCAGCUACUAAGAUGAGAGUGGCUCUUGAAGAACAAAUGGAUCAACUUCGAGGGGCACAUCAAAAACAAGUUGCCUCUCUGAGAGAUGAGAUAUCAGAUAAGCAAAGGCUUAUUGCAGAGUUGAAGGAUAUGAACCAGAAGUUCACAUUAGCCCAUCACCAAAUGCAAUGUGAUUACGAAAGAUUGAAACAAGAAGAAGCUGAUAAAUCCGUUAAAUUGCAAGAGCUUGUGUUGAUGAAUGAGCGACGUGAACAGGCCAGGAAGGAUCUGAAGGGUCUCGAAGAGACUGUUUCAAAAGAAUUACAAACAUUGCACAACUUGCGCAAAUUGUUCGUUCAAGAUUUACAAGCCAGAAUCAAGAAGUCUCUGACUGUCGAAGACAACGAGGACGAUGGAGGAUCCCUUGCGCAAAAACAAAAAAUAUCUUUCCUUGAGAACAACUUGGACCAAUUAACCAAGGUGCACAAACAAUUGGUACGCGAUAAUGCUGAUUUACGAUGUGAAUUACCAAAACUGGAAAAACGGUUAAAAGCCACACUGGACCGAGUGAAGGCAUUAGAAACUGCAUUACGAGAUGCCAAAGAAGGUGCUAUGCGAGACCGCAAACGUUACCAGUAUGAAGUUGACAGGAUUAAGGAGGCUGUGCGGCAAAAGAAUUUCGCUCGUCGAGGAGCGAGCGCACAGAUUGCUAAGCCAAUUCGAGCUGGUCAGCACCACAUGGGUACAGGGAACAACCCUGUCAUCAGAACGGGAAAUAGGGAAAAUGAGCGUAAGACCGCUUCGAUUCAUGACGAAAAGAGAAGAAUAACAGAUGUGGGUAUAAUUUAUAAUACAUAAGGUGCUAACAAAUGAUAAGUCCAUAGAGAUGUACUGUAUCUGGGGAAAGCGCCGUUGAUUUUGUUCAUUUCCUUGAAUUGAAGCACAUGCUGGAAAGUGCUAUGUAAUACUAUUGAUGUAUAAUAAUAUAGUAUGUCCUAUUUCCAAUCAAUAUGGGUGCAUAUACCGACUCGAUAUUUUCUUUGAACAUACGGCAGGGGACAAGAGUCGUAAUUGUCGCAUAAUGCAAUAGAAUAAAAUAGUAGCUCACAAAACAAUGAAUUUCAGUUUCCAUUUUUACCUUAAUAUCGAGAAUUAUAUGUCUAAAACAGCAAACAUUCACUUUCGUUGAAACAGCAUUCAAGAAAUUAAUAGGUAUUAUUGUCACUUUCGCAUUAUUUUUCGAUUUUCGCUUCUUACUGAAAUUCUAUAAUGAGAUUUUUUUAAUAUUCUCCAUUUUCACACUUUUAUAGAAAUAUUUUUCAGAAAUAUUUGAACACAUUAUGUCACAUUUUAAGUUUAUACACUCGAAUGUACACAAUAGGACAUGCGAUAUGUUGUGAGAUUGUAGGAGAAUGAUUGCGACUUAAAAUAUUUAUAAUGCUAAUAGUUUUUCCUAUGAUAGCUAUAUUAUUUUCAGCGAUUGUAAGUUUCUAUUGACAAAUGCAAACCUUGAAUUAUUUUGGAUGGCUCACUUAGUUGGAACUAAGUGCAAAUAGCCUUUCCUCUGUGAUUUGACAUUCAAGGUUUGAAUUUGUUCAAAGGAAUUUCGAUGUGCGUAGCAUUACUAUUUCUUUCUAGACUUAUUACCUGUAUUUUGUAGUGAUAUGAAAAUUCAAGCCUUUUUUUGUUUCGUCUAUUUUUAUUACGUAUUUAAAUUAAUUUAUUAUCUAUAAUCUUUCUGUCCAUGCCAGAGGCUCGUAAGAUUUGAUUGCACACAUACGCAAUGUAGGAAACUUUAAUAUUAGACCAGUGCGAAUGAAUAACAAUAAUAAUAAUCAUUUAUUGAUUUCAACCAAACUAUACAAUAUAUGUAAAUGAACUAAAGAAUCCAUCCUUUGAGCCUUCAUAUUUAUAAUUUAACGUAUGCUCAUUUUGCACAGCUUUUUUCUUUUUGAACGAAUAUACAUAUAUAUUCUAUACAUGUACCUAUAUGAUGUGGCGGAAUGCGUUGCUUUGCGUAACUUACGAUAAUUUAAGUAGUAAUUUAACAAAAAGAAAAUUUUAAAAAUCUUUUUAAAUAUAAUGAAGUAGUAACCCAGUUCCUAAAUUUGGUUACAGGCAUUAAGAUGAAUAUAGUUUAUCGUAACGAAAUAAUAAACAUUUCCUAUUAGCAGAAUUUAAAUUAUCUUUCCCAUCAAUGUAUUUCUUCAUUUUCGGCAAAUAUGCUUUCAACAGAUUACACAUCAUAUGAACUUGAGCG